CUUUCAAGUCUCGCAUUGAGGCAACAAUCAGUGCGAAAUACACCAUGGAAUCCACCCUCACCCUCAAUCUGCUCGCCGCUAUUAGCGGCGCGCUUACUCACAUCACUGUGUUCCGCCGCGGAGAAUGGGAUGUGGCAUCUCCCUCCGUCUUCGUCUUUUACUCCACUGUCUUCGCCGCAGCAGCCCUGGCAUCUUAUUCGAGCUUCGUCAGCACCCCGCUGUCGGUAAUCGCCCAAAUGGCCGGCUCCCACGUCGCCACGUUGUACACCAGCAUGCUUGUGUACCGUGCAUUCUUCCAUCGGCUUUCAAAGUACCCCGGUCCCUUCCUCGCACGUCUCACCAACUUCUACAUCACGGCAUUGUCCAUUAAGAGGCUGCAUCUCUUCAAAGAGGUGCAGAAACUCCAUGAGCAGUAUGGAGACUAUGUCCGCCUUGGGCCAAGCGAAGUCUCCAUUGCCUCCCCAGAAGCUGUCAAGGCUCUGUAUAGCACCCAGUCCCCUGUCACCAAGGGUCCUUGGUACACACUCCUGGAGCCGCGGGUUCCGCUGUUCAUGGCCCGUGACAAGGAGGAGCACGCACGCCGCCGCAAGGUUUGGGAUCUGGGCUUCACAACGAAAGCAAUCCAGGGGUAUGAUCCUCGCAUCACCAAGGCCAUCAACCAGCUACUGGCCGCCAUCGAUCGCAGCAAGGGACAGUCGUUUGAUGUGUCGCGAUGGUUUUCCUAUUUUGUGUUUGAUGUGAUGGAAGACCUUGCCUUCAAUAAGUCUUCCAACAUGCUGGCUGAAGGGAAGGAGGCUUAUGUCUUCAAAACGAUCCGCACUGACAUGUUCAACAUCGCCCUCUUCACUCACAUGCCCUGGCUGCUGCCCUUCCUCAAGCGCACCCCAGUGCUGAACUGGAACUACUACGAGUUCCUAGGCUGGAUUCAGAAAUUGGUUGACGAGCGCAAGGAGAAAGAACCUGAUCAGCCAGACAUCUUCUCCUCGAUCCUUGCGGCCUACAACAAAGGACCGAAAACCAAGCGUGACCAGCUGAACCUCCACGGCGAUGCCCAAUUGAUUGUCAUUGCGGGCAGUGACAGUGUGGCAGCCGCCCUGACGCAUAUCUUUUUCCACUUGGCGUGGGAUCCGGCCCUGACCCAGCGGCUCCAAGCGGAGUUCGACGCCCUCCCGGAUAUCUCGCACGACAAUCUCAUGACGGUUCCCCUGCUCGACGCCGUCAUCAACGAAGCCAUGCGGCUGGACCCCCCUGUCCCGUCGGGCACGCAGCGAGUGACACCCCCGGAAGGGCUGUGGAUCGGCGACAACUUUGUGCCCGGAAACACCAUCGUUCAGGUGCCAAGCUACACCGUCUUCAGGGAUGAGCGGGCGUUCGCCUACCCCACGGAGUUCAUCCCGGAGCGGUGGACCACCCGACCUGAGCUGGUCAGGGAUAAAUCGGUUUACAUUCCCUUCAACACAGGACCGUAUGCGUGUGUCGGCAAACGGUUGGCCAUGCUGGAGCUGAGGCGUGUGGUGGGUGAGAUCCUGCUGCGGUACGAUCUGACCAUCGCUCCCGGCCAGACCAAGCAGGGAUUCCUGGAUGGGAAACAGGAUACGUUCACCACGGUGUCGGCUCCACUCCCCAUUAUCUUUUCGGAGAGGGCGCCGCAUGCAGUGUGACCUCGUUCAGGGGUACCAUUCAGGGGCUGCAGGGAUGGGUCGGGGUUAGGGUUUGAUUUCGUGGUUUCUUCAAGGGGCGGCCAAGUCAACAAUGUGGAAUUCUAUCUGCGCUAGUUUCAUCACCACCAGUUUCCAGUCAUAAUCGUGUUCAAUUGCAAUGUCCCAA
Chaetomium fimeti is the source of this 1827-nucleotide messenger RNA. Its product is annotated as cytochrome P450 monooxygenase-like protein. Lineage: Eukaryota; Fungi; Ascomycota; Sordariomycetes; Sordariales; Chaetomiaceae. The coding region runs from base 45 to 1661 and encodes 538 amino acids. Gene Ontology annotation, molecular function: heme binding; monooxygenase activity; iron ion binding. The record is from RefSeq and is a predicted model, not a curated record. The transcript has 5 exons.